CUCCAACAUACUGUCGUGAAAUGUUUACGGUCCUCACUUGUUCCGCUUUACGUUAGUCAUUGCAAUGAGGGACACCACUCCAGUUUCCAUGGCACUUUGUAUUUGAAUGUGUCUUUUACAGACCGACGCUGUGUCUGUGUUGGAGGAUGGACCCUGUAGUGUUGAGCUAUCGCGACAGCCUGUUGCGGCGCUCGGACGUGUCCUUACUCGAAGGACCUUACUGGCUCAACGACCAAGUCAUUGGUUUUGCCUUCGAGUACUUCGCUGCCGAGACCUUCAGAGUCCUGGGGGAGACCGUCAUCUUCAUCAGCCCGGAGGUCACCCAGUUUAUCAAGUGUGCCUCGUGCCCCGAGGAGCUGGCACUAUUUCUUGAGCCGCUGGAUCUCGCUUCUCGUCGCUGGGUCUUCCUCGCUGUGAACGACAACUCCAACCAGAGCGCCGGCGGGUCCCACUGGAGCCUUUUGGUCUACCACCACAGCUCCAACCACUUUGCCCACUAUGACUCUCAAAACGGCAGUAAUUCACUGCACGCGCGGCGCAUUGCCGGCAAGCUGGAGCCCUUCUUGGGUGCGGGGAGGAAAGCGUCAUUCCAGGAGGAACCCUGCCCUUCGCAGAAGAACAGCUAUGACUGUGGCAUGUAUGUUAUCUGUAUCGCCGAGGCCCUGUGCGAGAAGGCGAGGGCGGAGGGCUCGCCGCACCUUCCUGUGCAAACCAUCACCCCGGCCUACAUCACCCAGAAGAGGGUCGACUGGCGCAGACUGAUCCGGAGUCUUAAGACACAAUGACCUCUGCUGCUCACUUUUCCUUAGCACGUUGAUUUCCCCCCUCAGUAUACGCAGAACCGCUGUCAGCCACCACAUAUCUACUGCUGGAGCAUCAGAAUGCACUCCUUGAAUACAAUAUUUAACUAUAUGAAAUAUAUUUCUAUAACAGUCUCUUAUCAUACUCCAUAACAGAAAAAAAAACUUAAAGCAAUGUUGUGAAACAGUUGGUGUCGUGUUAAUCUCAUGUUUGCACAGCAACAUACAGUCUGUAAAGAAGCCAGCAUGCCGAUAAAAGGAGCUUCCACCCUUAGACAUAUGUAUCGAGGAUGUUGACGGAGGCAGGGCACACACUGUCUUUGCUCCAUUUCCUCAUAUUGGAGCAAACGUAGAAAUGUUUACACAGAUUAUUUGCUCAGGGUCGUUUGAAAUGAACUGGAUCUGACGAGAAGAAUGUGUGAAUCUUAACUGUGGCUCCGACUUUAUGCCUCAUCUGUUCUCCGUAACAUCUGUAACUAGAAACGACGGUUCAGAGGAAACUGCUGUGUGUGUGCGUGCGUGCGUGUUCUCACAUAAAGCAAAUAUCAGAGUCAUCUGUUGACCUAAUAAAUGUUACUGCUGUCACACUUCUUUGUUGACAAAAGGA
Scophthalmus maximus (turbot) is the source of this 1407-nucleotide messenger RNA. It is a transcript of the gene senp8, whose product is annotated as SUMO peptidase family member, NEDD8 specific. The transcript is spliced from 2 exons. The record is from RefSeq and is a predicted model, not a curated record. Gene Ontology annotation, molecular function: cysteine-type peptidase activity; deNEDDylase activity. Gene Ontology annotation, biological process: proteolysis. Lineage: Eukaryota; Metazoa; Chordata; Actinopteri; Pleuronectiformes; Scophthalmidae. Bases 147 to 785 code for a protein of 212 amino acids.